Molecule: messenger RNA, 4984 nt
Organism: Cydia amplana
Lineage: Eukaryota; Metazoa; Arthropoda; Insecta; Lepidoptera; Tortricidae
Product: zinc finger protein 91-like
Exons: 5
Coding region: 116-4984 (1622 amino acids)
Cellular component (GO): nucleus
Molecular function (GO): zinc ion binding
Source: RefSeq, a predicted model, not a curated record
UUCCUGACAUCUUGUCUGUGACUGCCUUGCUGUCUUUUGAAGAAAUGAAAAUUGCGUUUUAUAAUUAGGCAAAAAUAAUUUUCUCGUUAUCAUUUAAAGUGAAAAACCUAAGAAGAUGAACCGUCAAGUGGAUGUAAAAGCGCUAGUGUCCCACAUAGUAAGAGGCGAUGGCUUGGACAAAUGUCGAAUUUGUAUGGGAGACACCACCGAAGGCCAGGUUUACCUCGGCGACACGGUCAUGAUGGAUGGAGAACGACCGGUUACGCUUGCUGAACUACUGGAAAUAAUCACAGGCAUCGAGGUUCCGCUGGAGGAGGAUCUACCUGCUGGCCUGUGCACCGAAUGUGCUCAGAGAGCCAUGGAUGCUGCCAGCUUCCGAACGCUGUGCAGUCAAGCCGCUAGCCAAUGGGACUCCACUCUGCAGCUCCUCACUAACUACUUACCAACCAAGUACAAAGAUAAAACCAUGUACAUCAUUAUGAAGAACGAUGAAAUCUCUAUAGCUAACAAUCCUAGAGGUAAACCAGAUAAACAUGAGAAAAUUUCACAAAUUAUAGAGCAAAAAGAGGUGCAGUUUAGAGAUGUAACACAUAAAUGUCAAUGUCCAGACUGCGGAAAGAAAUUUGCAUAUGCACAACAUCUGUAUUUACAUUUGAAGGAGUCGAUGGACUUUAAGCGGGCCUGCUAUGUUUGUGCUAAAAUCAUGACGAGAGAUGAGUUGAUUCUGCAUUUAAUAACUGCUCAUCACCUGGGUACUUACGAUUGUAAGAAGUGUCCAGCUUUGUUCAAGUCCCGUAAGUUUCUAAUUCGGCAUACGGAGGAGGCGCAUAGUCCUGGAGCAUGCACAUGUGGUGAUUGUGGACGUAGCUUUAAAUCCAGGCCAGCUUUCAACGCUCACCUAUCCGUCCAUGCUGUCAAAACAUGUCCAGGUUGUGAUAAAAUAUUCAGAAACCAAACAUGCUACUUGCAUCAUGUGAAGAAAUGCUGCGAUUUAGACAUUAGUAGGAAGACUCAUCAGACGAAACACAAAGUUACUAUAGAAGUUAAGAAUAAGAAGAGUGAGAGGAGAACUAGAGUGGGCCUUCGGGGCGCAGCGGAUAAAGAAUGCAUUUGUGAUUAUUGCGGGAAGAAACUAGCUGGGAAGAAGUUCAUAACAGCACAUAUACAGAUAGUACAUCUUAAAAACACGCACAGACCUUGCCCGUAUUGCGGUAAAUUCCUUGCCUCUGCCCAUAUGGGUGAACAUCUUAAGAAGCAUGAGGUUGAAACUAUAUUCACAUGUGAACACUGUGGUAUAGUAUUAAAAACCAAGCUAGGUUACGUUCAGCACAUACGUCUGCAUACUGGCGAGAAGCCGUACGCUUGUAAAUAUUGCGGUGAAACGUUCUCAGCGUCUUCAAGAAGAUCGGAGCAUAUACGAAAAGCUCACAAAAAACCUAUUACUAUACUGAGAUAUGCUUGCGAGUACUGCCCGGCGCGCUUCCAACUCCCGUACAAACUUAGAAAUCAUGUGUCCACUGUUCAUAAUAAGGAGGAUAAAGCGGCAGUCCCAUUUUCUUGUAAGAUUUGCAUGGAAAAGUUCAGCAGCUGCCGAGGGCUGACACACCAUAGUAGGAAACAUCAGAAGGACGGAACGGUUGAUUUUAAAGUCUAUAGCCAACCUAGAAGUCAUAGCAAACCUAGGAUACUGAAAGUGGAGACUUCGCCCCUCCUGCCCAACAGGAUCUGCGGGGCCUGCGCCGACACUGUCACCCCCACCGUCACCCUCAUUGACUACCUGAGAGACUCGCACAGAAAGUGGACAGAAGCUUCCAACUACCUCGACCAGUUAGAGUUCAAGGAAAACGUCAAAACAGCUUACAUAGUUGUGAACGAUGAAGUCAAAGAUAUAACCACCUACACGGAGAAUGUGAAGAGAGGUCACCCGGAGGACAUUUUGAAGUAUUUCAAGAAACGGAAGCAGCAACAGAACGCUGUUAAAAGGAGAAACGAAUUGGAGAGACAAUUGAGGGACUCGGAAAUUAAUACUGGUCUCAAAUGCCCGGAAUGUGAAAAGAGCUUUCUGUGUGUGUACAAGUACAACAUGCAUAUGCGUUAUUAUGAUAAGCGCGCGUGCGUACAUUGCAAAGAACUUAUUAAAAUAGAAGAUCUAAAAGAUCAUUAUAAAGAUCAUGGUGUUGAUACUAUGCAGUGUGAUAUCUGCUAUGAAACUUUUAAGAAACAGGAUGCGUUCUUGAAACACAAAGUUACUUAUCACAGCAAGGGGCCUUACUUCUGCUACAUAUGCAAGCUGUCUUAUAGAGAUCCCCACCAUUUGGCGUCUCAUAUGACGAGCAAACACGAGCCUAGAAUCUGUUUAGCUUGUGACAAAAAAUUCUCAAACGUGUACUGUUUUAGAACACACUCGAGAAGAUGUAAGAACUCACAAAGAAAAGGCGGCGUGUUCAUUUGCGAUAUCUGCGCUAAAGUGUACAGCUCUAAAUACGCUCUAAAAGUCCAUUUAGAGUAUAUCCACAUGAACAAGGAGCAUUCUCACCAAUGUGAGCAUUGCGGGAAAGUCUUCAACAGCGCAAUUCAUCUGUUAGAGCAUAGCAACAAACACAACAGGGUCCCCGACAGAUUUGUUUGCAACAUUUGCGGAGUCGCGGAGGACCCGUGCCUGCCUCCAGGCCUCUGCCGACCGUGCUCAGAGGACGCCAUGGCUGCCGCACACUUCCGACAACUCUCCACCAUGUCCCACCAGCACUGGACGGAAGCUGUCGACUCCCUCACCCAAAUACACGACCCGGAAGACGAGGACAGAACUUACUACGUCUUCAUAAACGACGGAGAUAUGCUAAUCAGAGAGGAUCUAAGCAAAAUCUCCAAAGACGAGGUCGUGGGGAGACUAAACGAGAAACCAGCGAAGAGUAAGAGAUCUUACACGAGAUCCGCGGGGAAAUGCCAAUGUCCGGAUUGUGGGAAAGAUUUCCCUGUAGCUUACAACUUAAAUGUACAUUUGAAGAAUACUAUGAAACGCGCGUGUGUCAGAUGCGGUUCGGUUAUGGAGAGGGAAAAACUGGCCGAUCAUUUGGCUAAAGUGCACGGAUGUUUGUAUGCCGAUUGUGAUAUCUGCUACAAACUGUUUGACGAUGAAAAUCUACUCAAGCAGCAUUAUAUGUCGCACCACAACAGAUUCUCCUACGGCUGUCAGAUCUGCGGGCGAGGCUACACAAACGACAGAGCUCUAAGAGCUCACAUGUACGCUCAUACUCUAUUCCACUGCCUAUCCUGUAAUUUAAGCUUCGAAAAUCGUCGCUGCUACAAACAUCAUCAGAAAAAAUGCAAAUCUGCGCGGACACCUGUCGCAACCAGCUUUACUUGCGACUAUUGCGGGCACGUUUACAACAAAAAACCUUCGUUACGCAUUCAUAUAAUACAGAAACACCUGAACGUGCUACCUUAUGUCUGUGAGACGUGUGGUAAAAGGACUUCUACAUUAGCACACUUGAGAUCACACGAGGCUGUACAUACUACGGAAAGGAAACUUUACAAAUGCGCUUGCGGUGCUGAGAUGCGAACAGAGCUAGGAUACCUCUUACACCAGAGAAUACACACAGGUGAAAAGCCGUACGAGUGUGAAGAGUGCGGCGACAGAUUUCUAUCGGCUUCACGACGCUUGGACCAUAUUAAGAGAAGGCAUAGGAGCCUUAAAGACAUGCCACACGGCUGCGACAUGUGCCAGGCUAGGUUCAUAAUAGAGGAACCCCUCUGCCCAAGCGGCGUUUGCGCCGCCUGCACCGCCCACGCCAUCGCGGCGCAAGAGUUCCGCACCCUCGUCGCCGACUCUAUCAAAAUAUGGUCCUUCGCGGUCAACCAACUAGAAAUCAUUCCCCUUAACAACACCCCCAACGUCAAGUCCCUCUGCGCCUUCAUCAGAUCAGACAAUCUAAACAUACGAAUAGGCAAAGACUACACCGUUAAUGAAAAAACUACUCCCCUAAACAGACUUAAAAGUAGAAUGAAUAGAAAGAAAAGUGAUGAGCGAAAACCGAGAGUGCACCGCGCAGGGCCGCCAUGUAAAUGCACGGAUUGCGGGAAGGAAUUCAUAAGUCCUUAUUAUUUGAACGUGCACUUUAAGAAUAGCGGUCAGAAAGACGCUUGCAUAACCUGUGGGGCUAUUGUUUUUAGGGGCAAAGAAAUGAGAGAUCAUUUAGUGAAAGUCCAUAGAGAAACAGCGUUCGUUUGUAAGGAAUGCCCCGCGAUAUUCAACAAUGAAAUUGAAGCUAAAAAACAUGAGAAAAAAGCACAUAAAUCUGGUUUAACGUGUGGUGAUUGCGGACGAACGUUCCUAAGGAAUGCCUCCUUCGAAACUCACGCGCAAAUGCACGCUGUACGCACUUGUAGGACGUGCGGUGUACAGUUCACCAAUAGAGCUUGUUACAGGGAACAUAGAUCUAAAUGCGAGCCAGAUGCGAAACCUGACAGAGACACCGUACCGAGAAACAGGCGGUCGAACAUUCGCGACCCAGCCACAUUCACUUGUGACUAUUGCAUGAAAACUUACACGUCCCGUCCACAGUUGAAGAACCAUAUACUGUGGAUACACAUGGAUGUGCGUCCACACCAAUGUCAGUGGUGCGGAAAGCGAUUUUACACCCCAGCGAGGCUAGCUGAGCAUAGCGUUGUACACACUAGGGAGCGCAACUUCGCCUGUGACAUUUGCGGAGCGAAAUUAGUUUCCAAAAUGGCCGCCGUGUACCACAGACGCCGUCACACUGGUGAGAAACCUUAUCGCUGCGAUGACUGCGGCGAUUGCUUCAUUUCUGCCUCGAGGCGGUCGGAACACGCUAAAAGAAAGCACGGGAAAGGUCCGAGACUGCAAUGUACUAGAUGCCCGUCGAGCUUCGUUCGGAUUCAUGAGCUACGGAGGCACAUCGAGAAAGCACACAGCCAUGUUGUUGCUGUAUAUGGGUUCCCGAAAACCGAAGUUUCAGAGAGCUAA